This is a messenger RNA of Sugiyamaella lignohabitans, 2385 nucleotides long. RefSeq lists its product as uncharacterized. The coding region runs from base 1 to 2385 and encodes 794 amino acids. Gene Ontology annotation, molecular function: zinc ion binding; DNA binding. Gene Ontology annotation, biological process: DNA-templated transcription. Gene Ontology annotation, cellular component: nucleus. The record is from RefSeq and is a predicted model, not a curated record. NCBI's taxonomy places the organism in Eukaryota, Fungi, Ascomycota, Dipodascomycetes, Dipodascales, Trichomonascaceae. The transcript has a single exon.
AUGUCGGAGAGGCUGUCGAAAGUCGAAGCUGAUCUGUCAAAGUUAAAUCAGUUAGAGUUACAUUCGUCGACACAGCCAGAUCGCUUGAAUAAACUGGAAUCAGAAAUAUCGUCCCAGUCGAGUGCUAUCAUGGAACUUUCUCGCGAACUGGAUUAUCUGCGGCAUCAAUUAAUGUCUCAGUCACCGAUGAGCCCUCGCAACCAUAUUCGAUCCAGUCCUAAUUCUAAUCUGAUGGGUCAUAAUGCUAUGAGUAUAGGUAAUCCUGCAGUCAGUAAAUCGUCUCCUGGUACUGGGGCUGGUGAAAUCGUGCGACGUGCGAGUGCGACAAUUAGUAAUAGCAAUGGCAAUGCUAAUUCUGCUUCGAGUUUACAUCCUCAGGGGAAUAAUACUGUUUCAAGACCAGCAGCUGGUUCGUUAAGCAAUUCGGUGGCUGGUGAGUUGUCCUUAAUAGAGGGUGUAUCUGAUUCAAGUGGUAGCAGAAGUGCUUCGAGUCUUAGCGAUAUCAAGGUUACGCUGCUUCCACCUAAAGCGCUUUUGCGGGAGCUGGUUGAUCUGUUUUUUCAAAGAAUUCAUCCCUGUUAUCCAUUUCUCCACCCCGUAAAGGCUAGUGGAGCUCUUCAUGACAUUAUCAGUCAAAACUUAACUGAUUCGCCAAACCCUCAUAGUACUCCCUUGAGUGACAAACGUAAAGAAUAUCCACUUGUUUUGUACUCUAUAGUGGUAGUGACACUUCGGUUUGUUCCCCAGUUCAAGUUGAAUGACCGCGAUAAAGAACGAUACUAUCGCUCUUGUAAAGAGACUGUCAUGUUAAGGUCUUUUGCAAUUACAGAUCUCGAUUGUCUUCAAGCAUUGGUAAUUCUUGCUAUUGAUUUGGUGGGUAUUUCAAAUGGCCCUGAGACUUGGAGUAUUAUCCCUCUGAUUUGCUCUGCUGCUACACAUUUGGGAUUGAGUAGAGAGCCCGCUUUGUUCCUUAGUAAUUCUGACGUUGCAUCCGAUUCGAAUAAUGAAUCAAUCUCUGCCCAAUCAGCUGAUAUACUGCCUGCUGCUGAGAAUUGGCAAGAUCUAGAAUCCCGUCGCAGACUUUUUUGGGUCAUAUACUCUCUUGACAGAUUUUCGUCUGUCGCCACUGCUUUCUCCUUUAAAAUUAAUAGUCUCGAAAUCGACCGACUAUUACCAGUUCGAGCUGAUCUCUGGACUGAUGACUCUUUGCUUCAUAGUCAUGUUGAUACCCGUACAAGGUGGCUGAAGACGAUCAUUCGUAAAGAUUAUUCGAUAAAUUUUCCUUCCAACAUCGACACUUUUGGAUACAUGGUUGAAAAUUUACAAAUUCUCAGUUCUAUACAUGUGUUUCUGAAGAAGCCUAUUAGCAUAUACUCGCUGCAAGAUGUUCUUGAUUGGCAAGUACAGUUUCGACAACUCGAUAUCGAGCUAGACAACUGGUAUAAAUCGCUACCUCCACAUUUGUCGUCUGAAGUAAUCAAUGAUGAUCUCAAAGACCAACUGGAUCCUAUGGUUCUUAUGCUACAAGCCACUUACCAAACAACUGUUAUCAGACUUAAUUCUGCUGCUGGCUACUCUUGCCUGAAAUCUGAGUUUUUCACAAAUUCACCCAGUGCUGCCAAGAGAUGUUUGCUAGCUGUUUCCAAUGUUGUUGCUUUGGCAAAACAUGUUAUAAUAUUUGGUCUUGGUAAAUAUGUAGGGCCACACUAUGCUUGGGCAUUGUGGGUGUCUGCGAGACUUUUAGUCGUUGAUUGUGUGACAAACUACAAAUCGUUCCCAGAGGAUUUAGAGAUUCUUCUCACAGGAUUAAAAAAGCUUGGUAGGGUCUGGAAAGUAGCCGCUCGUUACUAUGGGCUUUUGACAAUGGUCAUCGAUGAAGAACUUUCGCUGAGAAGUACGGCCAGGGGUUCUAACGCGUUGUCGAGAGGAGAUGACGAUUCACCGAUUGAUUCAAUGACUGGCGAGCAUAAACGAAAUGGAUCAAGUGCCCAAAUUAUGUCCGAUAUGAGAAGAAAUGCAUAUGCUCUAGAUUUCUUGUUGUCAAAACAGAAAAAAGAACAAAAGAAAGAAAAACCUACAAGUGGUGAAGGACCGGUUCUCAAGUCGAGUCCAGCUAAUGACAACGAAAGCAUAAAAUCUGAUGAAAUGGAUCAGGAGUCUAUAAUAUCAUCAUUUGAACUGUCUGAACUAAUGGAUGGAUCCAAUAUGAAUGACAUAUUUGACUGGUUCAAUUGGCCACGCCAGAGCGGCAAAAUGGGUCAAAAGACUCCUGUUCAACACUCUGUAGGUGAGUACAAGAAUAUCUUGUCAAGAGAAGAGCAAAUUGGUUUGUACCAGGGAGAAAGUAGUAACACAAAUGACCGUCCUGAUUGGAUGUCAAUGUAA